CAAACCUUAAUCUGUGAUAGAAGCCGCAUUAAUUGGCUUUAUUAUUGGCUUUCAGGCAAUAAUAUUGUCGACCAGGGCCGCCAUGUCUACCCAUUCACCUUUAACAUCCCUGCACAAGACCUGCCGUCCUCCUUCAAAGGCUCCUGUGGAAAGAUCAAGUACACACUGCAGGCAAAUCUGAGCAGGUCAAUGAGAGUCGACAGAACAGCUAAGGCCAAGUUCACCCUCAUCCACUAUGGAAACAAAGAUCUAUCGCUGAUGACUCCACAGCACAGCAUCACUGAGAAAAAAAUGAAGCUCUUUACAUCAGGAACAGUGGGCAUGGACGCACGUAUUGAGCAAACAGGCUUCCGCCAAGGGGAAGGCAUAAAGGUUGUGGCCUCCAUUCACAACAAAUCAUCUCGCAAUAUCACACCCAAGUUCUGUUUGUAUGUGAAGUACAGUUACUUUGCAAAGGGGAAGAGAAAAGUCGUAACCAAAGACAUCCUGAAAGAGGUGGGUGAUGCCGUCCCACCCUCUGCAGGCCAGACUGUCACCAAGAUCGUCAACAUACCUCCCACCGCAGGGCCCUCCAUCCUGAACUGCAGCAUCCUCAAAGCAGAGUACAGGCUCAGGGUCUAUCUGGAUGUCAAGUAUGCUUCAGACCCCGAGAUCAAGUUUCCCAUAGUCAUCCUGCCUGCUUUACUGGGGCCUGAUGGGGAACAUCUGGCAGUUCAGCCUACCAAUGGAUAUGAAGCAUUCGCAAGCUCAGAUAUGCUGGGUGGGACCAGCUUCCUACAAUACCCAACAGCCUCGGGCACUUCUGCUCCACCUCCAUCCUAUGGGACAUAUGGCUUGUACCCCUCCGUGACCAAUUUUAAUGUAAAAUCCUAGAAACCCAAAUAGAGAUUUGGAGGGUGUCGUUUAAGUCAUAGUAUGACUUGAAAUUAUAAACUACCACGAUGAAAUAUUAACAUUUGUUCUUAAUCCCUUUUUUCCUCUUUUCUAAUUUUUUUGGGGUAAUUAUACAAUUCUUGAGAGUAGAAAUGAAGGGAGUUGAUCAGCUUCCAUAUGACUUUGACGAUUUUAUUGGCAGUAAAAGAUUUUC
Molecule: messenger RNA, 1087 nt
Organism: Scatophagus argus
Lineage: Eukaryota; Metazoa; Chordata; Actinopteri; Scatophagidae
Product: arrestin domain-containing protein 3-like
Exons: 5
Biological process (GO): protein transport
Cellular component (GO): plasma membrane; cytoplasm
Source: RefSeq, a predicted model, not a curated record